This is a messenger RNA of Leptonychotes weddellii (Weddell seal), 2216 nucleotides long. Lineage: Eukaryota; Metazoa; Chordata; Mammalia; Carnivora; Phocidae. The record is from RefSeq and is a predicted model, not a curated record.
AUGGCCGAGUCAAUAACCCAGGUUGAGCAGGGGGCCAAAGGUGACCGAGGACUGCCAGGGCCUCGGGGUGAGAAGGGUGAAGCUGGCCGUGCCGGGGAGCCUGGAGACCCUGGGGAAGAUGGUCAAAAAGGGGCUCCUGGACUCAAGGGUAAUAAGGGUGACCCAGGAGUUGGGGUCCAGGGCCCCCCUGGGCCAGCUGGUCCUCUAGGUCUGAAGGGAGAUGUGGGCCCCCCUGGCCCCCCUGGUGCUCCUGGUGUUGUCGGAUUCCCUGGUCAGACAGGCCCUCGAGGAGAGAUGGGUCAGCCAGGCCCCAGUGGAGAGCGGGGUCUGGCAGGUCUCCCAGGGAGAGAGGGUGCCCCAGGUCCCUUGGGGCCACCUGGACCACCAGGGUCAACGGGAGCUCCCGGAGCCUCUGGACUCAAAGGAGACAAGGGAGACCCUGGAGCAGGUCUGCCCGGGGCCCGCGGCGAGCGUGGGGAGCGUGGGGAGCCAGGUGUCCGGGGUGAAGAUGGCCGUCCUGGCCAGGAGGGACCCCGAGGACUCAUGGGGCCCCCAGGCAGCCGGGGUGAGCGUGGGGAGAAGGGUGACGCUGGAGCCUCAGGGCUAAAGGGUGACAAGGGUGAUGCAGCCAUGGCUGUGGGGCCUCCAGGGCCACGGGGUGCCAAGGGGGACAUGGGCGAACGAGGGCCUCCGGGCAUAGAUGGUGACAAAGGACCUCGUGGAGACAAUGGGAACCCUGGAGAGAAGGGCACCAAAGGAGAGCCUGGUGACAAGGGUUCAGCCGGGUUGCUGGGAGCUCGUGGACUCACAGGACUCAAGGGUGAGCCUGGCACCGCAGGGAUCCCAGGUGACCCGGGAUCCCCAGGAAAGGAUGGAGCCCCUGGUGUCCGAGGAGACAAAGGAGAUAUUGGCUUCAUGGGUCCCCGGGGCCUCAAGGGUGAGCGAGGGAUAAAGGGAGCCUGUGGCCUCGACGGAGAGAAGGGAGAUAAGGGAGAAGCUGGUCCCCUGGGCCGCCCUGGGCUGGCAGGACGCAAGGGAGAUAUGGGGGAGCCGGGGGUGCCGGGCCAGGCGGGGGCCCCUGGGAAGGAGGGCCUGAUCGGUCCCAAGGGUGAUAGAGGCUUUGAUGGGCAGCCAGGGUCCAAGGGUGACCAGGGCGAGAAAGGGGAGCGGGGGCCCCCUGGAAUUGGGGGCUUCCCAGGUCCCAGGGGCAGUGACGGCUCUAGCGGUCCCCCUGGGCCACCUGGCAGUGUUGGUCCCAAAGGCCCCGAAGGACUUCAGGGCCAGAAGGGUGAGCGGGGCCCCCCCGGAGAGAGAGUGGUGGGUGCCCCUGGAGCCCCUGGGACCCCUGGAGAGAGAGGAGAGCAGGGGCGACCAGGGCCCGCCGGCCCCCGCGGGGAGAAGGGAGAAGCUGCACUGACAGAGGAUGACAUUCGAGGCUUUGUGCGUCAGGAGAUGAGUCAGCAUUGCGCCUGCCAGAGCCAGUUCAUCGCAUCUGGAUCACGACCCCUCCCGAGUUAUGCUGCAGACACUGCCGGCCCCCAGCUCCACCCUGUGCCUGUGCUCCGGGUUUCUCACACGGAGGAGGAAGGCCAGGUGCCCCCUGAGGACGACGAGUACGAGUACUCUGAGUACUCCAUGGAGGAAUACCAAGACCCUGAAGCUCCUCGGGCUGGCGAUGACCCCUGCUUGCUUCCACUGGACGAGGGCUCCUGCGCUGCCUACACCUUGCGCUGGUACCAUCGGGCGGCGGCAGGUGGCACAGAGGCCUGUCACCCCUUUGUCUAUGGUGGCUGUGGAGGGAAUGCCAACCGUUUUGGGACCCGUGAGGCCUGUGAGCGCCGCUGCCUGCCCCGCGUGCUCCAGAACCAGGGAACAGGUGCUGCCCGAAGCUGAGGCCCAGAUGACCAGCUGGACAGCUGAAGUUCAGCGUCCCCUGGAGGAGUCCUGCUGUCCCUCCCCUUGGUGCUAGAGGCCUGUGUGCAUGGGAGCGUGCAUGAGCGUGUCCAUUAUUUCAGUGACUUGGUCCCGUGGGUCUAGCCUUCCCCCCUGUGGACAAACCCCCACUGUGGCUCCUGCUUCCCCAGCAGAUGACUCAGUGCGGGGGUGGCUGUGGGCAGGGAGCGGAUGUGACUGCAUCUGACCCGCCCCUUGACCCAAGCCUGUCAUGACAUGGUGCUGAUUCUGGGGGGAGCAUUAAAGCUGCUGUUUUAAAAGGC